Spirometra erinaceieuropaei is the source of this 1822-nucleotide messenger RNA. The record is from the annotation of a GenBank genome assembly. Lineage: Eukaryota; Metazoa; Platyhelminthes; Cestoda; Diphyllobothriidea; Diphyllobothriidae.
AUGAAGCUUCUUCUGCAACCCUGCUGGAGGUCGCAAGGUAAGUGGCCCUCCGGGUAGGCCGAAUAUUGCUUUGUUAUCUGGGCUUCUCGCUCGUUUGUCUUUGUUUGCUUGUGUUUGUCCUUGUUAUAAGCUAAAUACCGUUCUGUUGAAUUUAUCUGCACCGUCGUCUGGGAAGUCCAAGCAGCCCUAUUUAGGGACAGCACUGAUCAUCUCCGCGAGGGGGCUGAGGCUAGAAAAGGUGCCAUAAACAAAUGUUUGGAUCACGUCCUCUGCGCGCUGACCGUGGCUCGCAGACGCAAAAUACACGAUCGAAACAAUCAAGUAAGAACCCAUGCCCUCUCUCCUCCCCCUCCUCCUACUCCUCCUCCCCGUUGCCCCAACCCGCGGGCUUGUAAGGUGAGUCUGUUUAUUCUGCCAGCCUGGAAUGUUCGUUCCCCCUUAGACAACGUCAGGAGCGACCGACCGGAACGGAGGACGACGCUAGUGGCUCGGGAGCUGGCGCCCUACAAAGUGAACAUCGCUGAACUCAGACCAAGUGGAGGAGGUGGAUGCCAGCUACACCUUCUUCUGGAGCGGUUGCCCCAAAGCAGAGCGACGGGACGCGGGCGUCGCCUCUGCCAUCCGGAACGACAUCGUGGGACGACUGGCCUGUCUGUCGCAAGCCAUCAACGAUCGCCUGAUAAGCCUAUACUUGUCCCCUCGGGGAGGCAAAGCCGCCACCAUCGUCAGCGUCUGCGCUACCCUGAUGACCAACCCGGACGCAACAAGGAAGAAAUUCUACGAGGAUCUGCACGUCCUCCUGGCGACUGUACCGAAUACGGACAAGUUGGUUGUCCUUGGCGACUUCAACGCCCGCGUCGGCACAGGUCAUGCUGCCUGGAGAGGACUGCUGGAUCCCCGUGGUCUCGACGGCUCCAAUGACAAUGGUCUACUCCUCCUGCGAACCUGCACAGAACACCGCCUCAUCCUGAACAACACAUUCUUCCGCCUUCCGACGCGAGAGAAAGGCCACAUGGAUGCAUACUCGGUCGCGACACUUGCUGGAAUAUGUCCUCGUCCGGAGGCGAGACCAGCGGGACGUGCUGAUGACAGAGGCAAUCCCGAGUGCCGACGGAUGAACCGGCCGUCGUCUCGUCCUCUCCAGGCUGAAGUUUCGCCUACCGCCUUGCAGGAGACCUCAAGGUAAGCGGCCCUUUAGGUAAUCUGAAUAUUGCUUUGUUGUGUUUGCUUGCUCACAAUCUACACUUCAGCAGUGAACCUGCCAAAAGGUUAACAAGCUUUCCAGUCGCCGUCGCCGCUGCCGCUGCCGACGAUGACGAGAACGCCUCCGUGAAGAACCGAUGAUGUCAACUGCGAGACAGUCCAAUCAACCGUCCUUGCUGUCCUCGGUCACGCACAUCGCCAACAUCAGAACUGGCUCGACAACAAUGACGCUGCUAUCAACAACCUGAUCGCCCACAAGAGUCGUCUGCACAAAGCCUACGUCAAUCGCUGUACUGAUGACAACAAAGCAGACUUCUACCGUAGUCAUCGCCUUGUACAACAGCGGCUGUGGGCGAUGCAGGAAGCCUCGACAGCGCGCAAGGCCGAGGGGCUCCAAGGGUACGCGGACCGCAAAGAAUGGAAGAACUUCUUCGCCGUAAUCAAAUCUGUCUACGAUCCGCCAACCAAAGCAACUGCUCCUCCUCUCGGCGCCGAUGGAACCACCCUACUCACUGGGAAAACGCAAAUUCUGCAGCGACGGGCCGAGAACUUUAGAGGCUUCCUCAGCCGUCCCUCCACCAUCUCCGACGCCGCCAUCGCCCGUCUGCCUCAACUGUAG